AUGCUUCACUAUUGGCUAGUAAAGUCCCAAUCGAAUCCAGCAACUGAUCCACUACUCUUCUGGUUUAACGGAGGUCCAGGAUGUUCAUCACUUAAUGGAUUAUUGGAAGGAAUGGGUCCAUAUAUUUUAAGCCCUGAUAAAAAAACUCUAAUCAAAAAUGAAAAUAAUUGGAAUAAAAAUGCUUCAAUAGUUUAUAUAGAGGCUCCAAUAGGUGUUGGGUAUUCAUAUGCUCUUAAUGGGAAUAUUACGAUAAAUGAUGAUCAAACUGCUGAUGCCAACUAUGAAGCAAUUAAAUUAUUCCUAGCAAAAUUUCCAAUGUUCCGAAAAAGCAAGCUAUACGUAGCUGGAGAAUCUUAUGCAGGUGUUUAUGCCCCAAUGGUUGUUGAUCGAAUUAUUAAAGGACAAAAAGUUUUUCCCAUUAAUUUAAAGGGAUUAGCAAUAGGAAAUGGAUUAAUGAAUUGGAAUAUGAGUAUUGAUACAACCUUACAGUUUGCCUAUGGCCAUGGUAUUUUGGACGAAGAAACAUGGCAAUUGUUUUCGAAACAAUGCUGCAAAGGAUGUGUUGGCAAGUCCCUUUAUUUAAAAAAAUUCUAA
Molecule: messenger RNA, 594 nt
Organism: Meloidogyne enterolobii
Lineage: Eukaryota; Metazoa; Nematoda; Chromadorea; Rhabditida; Meloidogynidae
Source: the annotation of a GenBank genome assembly